Molecule: messenger RNA, 939 nt
Organism: Lepus europaeus (European hare)
Lineage: Eukaryota; Metazoa; Chordata; Mammalia; Lagomorpha; Leporidae
Product: olfactory receptor 4C6-like
Exons: 1
Coding region: 1-939 (312 amino acids)
Biological process (GO): G protein-coupled receptor signaling pathway
Cellular component (GO): membrane
Molecular function (GO): G protein-coupled receptor activity; olfactory receptor activity
Source: RefSeq, a predicted model, not a curated record
AUGGAACACCAAAACAAUGUGACAGAAUUCAUCCUUUUGGGACUUACAGAGAACAUGCAGCUGCGAAAAAUGUGUUCUGCUGUGUUUCUGGUCAUGUAUGUGGCCACAGUGCUGGGAAACGUACUCAUUGUGGUAACUAUCAUCUCAAGUCAAAGCCUGAGGUCACCUAUGUACUUUUUCCUUACUUUCCUGUCCCUCAUGGACAUCACCUACUCUUCUGUCAUUGCCCCCAAGAUGAUUGUGGACUCCUUCUCUGAGAGCACCACCAUCUCCCUUGAAGGCUGCAUGACCCAGCUCUUCGCAGAGCAUUUCUUCGGUGGUGUGGGGAUCAUCCUCCUCACGGUGAUGGCCUACGACCGCUACGUGGCCAUCUGUAAACCCUUGCACUAUACCGCCAUCAUGAGUUCUCGAGUGUGCUGCCUGAUGGUUGGAGGCGCUUGGGUGGGAGGCUUUACACAUGCAAUGGUACAGCUUCUCUUCAUGUAUCAAAUCCCCUUUUGUGGCCCCAAUAUCAUAGACCACUUUAUAUGUGAUUUGUUUCAGUUACUGACACUUGCCUGCAUGGACACUCACACCCUGGGGCUCUUAGUCAUCAUCAACAGCGGAGUGAUGUGUACAGCCAUCUUCCUUAUCCUUACUGCCUCCUACAUCGUCAUUCUCUGCUCCCUGAACUCUUACAGCUCUGAAGGGCAGCGCAAAGCCCUCUCCACCUGUUGUUCCCACCUCACAGUGGUCGUGUUGUUCUUUGUCCCUUGUAUUUUCUUAUACAUGAGGCCUGUGGCUGUUUAUCCCAUAGACAAGGCAAUGGCUGUGUCUGAUUCAAUCAUCACACCCAUGUUAAACCCCUUGAUCUACACACUCAGAAAUGCAGAGGUGAAAAAUGCCAUGAGGAAAUUUUGCAGGAAACGAAAGAUUUUAGUUGGUGAGUGGCUGUUCUGA